Messenger RNA from Onthophagus taurus, 830 nucleotides. The record is from RefSeq and is a predicted model, not a curated record. Lineage: Eukaryota; Metazoa; Arthropoda; Insecta; Coleoptera; Scarabaeidae.
GGUAAAGUGUUAAAAAAAAUCAACGUAAGUUUUAUUAACUAAAAAGUAAGUUUUCUGUGGUUCUUAAUCAAAAUGUAAAUCACAGUUAGAAGUUGACAUAAUUAAAAUCGUGCAAAAAGCUAUGUUCCUACUACUAAGCUUUAGCAGGAAGCGAAGGCGAACAAACAAAAGUGGUGUUAUAAUUUCCCUGGACAGUGGUCCUCGGAUAUAAUAUUAACCCAAUCUCAAACUCCGGUCGUCACCCAUACCCAUAAUUUCACGGAGACCGCAGUAGUUCUAUAUCGUGGUUUGGUGGGAGACGCGUUCGGCGCGUUAUGUUAUGAUUAAAACAGGCAUCUAUAAAUGACGCUCUUUAAUUAAAAAUUUGCAUAUGAACAGUAGCCGCCCCCAUAUCAAACCUGUAGGUACGACUUAACUUCACUCCUCAUCGAUUUAUUCUAAUGGACGGAAACCACGUAAACCGCAUCGUAAUAAGUUUGGAUGAAUACCAGCAAAUUAAUCAUAUUAUCAGCCUACUUAGUGGUGGCUGUGUUCGCUAUAUCGGAAGAGCAAGAGUCCUAUACAUAUCAAAAACGAGGACCAGCAGAAUUUAGUUUGGGUCCAAGAUAUGGAAGAGCCAAAGUAGACGUUCCCGUACAAAGAAGCGGCAAAUUACAGCACAGAAGCAACCAAUUCUAUUUGGGACCCAGAUAUGGUAAACGAUCCAGCGACCCACAGGCCAUCAUGAGCGUAUUCCCACAAUCUCAACAUCGUCAACCGCCCUGUUUCAACGAUAACGACUUCGCGUGUGACUACACAGGAGUAUCCAAUUUGUACCGUUGUAUUGAAAG